UAGUGUAGACUAUAGUUUUUGUUCAAAGGCUUGUGUUAUAAAAUAUAUACAAUGACUUUCUUCAUAAUAAUUAUAAACCUUCCAUUCCAAGUAAAAAAUUCGUUGCGUAGUUUAGGACCCGUCGUACCAAAUGCAAAAUUGUUCUGCUGUUCCGAUUUGAAAAAAUAUUUUUGUAUUGGGCAGUGCAUUUAUCGAGGAAGGCUAUAGGCUAAAUAUUACCCAAAAAUGUUGCAAAAACGGGUAAAAAUAUUCUAUUUGUGACUUUCCGUUGCUUGCGCUGGGUAAAUGGUUAAAGUUACACAAAAAUCAUGUAUGACGGAAUUCUUCCCCUUUAAAAGUUCUGUAAAAAGGUCCACGACAGCAUAUGUACCUACAUAUUUUAAGUUUGACUCACUAUAAACCUUUUUCUUCAAAUUAACGCGGGUGAAACCGCAGGGGACCUCUCGUUGUGACAUAACUGUAAUAGUUAGGACACAUGGUAUCGCGGACUUCUUUGUAGAUAUUUAAUCCUCUAUAAAACUUUAGUACAUUUUUUUGUAUAUUUUACACACAUUUUGUUACAUUAUCGAAGUUUUCAUACGGAACCCCAACUUUUUUGAAAAUACACUACAGCCUAUAUUAAUCAGUGAUAAUGUAGCAUUCAAAUGGUGAAAGAUUUUUUAAAAUCGGUCCAGUACUUUUUGAGCCAAUUCGUUACAAACAAACUUACAUACAAACUUUUCCUCUUUAUAAUAUUAGUGUAAAUAAACCCUGGAACCAACUCAGCAACAUAAAUACAACACCAACAAAACGUCAAGAAGGUUAUUACUAGUAAGAAGUUAUCCAGGACCUACACAAUGAAGCUGGAACCUGACAAUGGGAAGUCAAUAAGUUUUAGAAUUACAAGGGUUACAUUUUUAUUCAAUAAUCUUGAAGAAUUUAUGUUAUUAUGAUGGAUACCCAAUAUUUUGGCUGCACAGAUGAAAGACGAAGAAAGAUAGUAUCCAUUGUCUGUCACUAUGAGAAGAUUUAAAAAAAACGCUAUUGUUGCCAAGUUAGGGUAUUUACCCUAGAUUAAGAGAAAAAUGACAUUGCGGGGAAAAGCAUAAGGUAUAAAUUAUUCUUAAAGUAAAAAAUAUAUCCCAAACAUAAUGUUGGGGGUAUUAUUUGGAGCAAAGAUAAAAAAUAAAAUGAAAAUAUCGCUGGUUGAAGCAUUUAACCCUCUUCCUAGUCGUGCACUUUUGACAGAGUGGUCGUGGUUAUGUUUCGGUCAAUUCCUGUAUCACUGAUGCAUUUGCAAUGUGUCGCCAUGCAACUCGAUAUUUUUCUUUUUAACUACUCGCUGUUUAAAUCUAAAGCAUUUUUACUACAAAAAAUUCCACGCAGUCCAGGCAGAGAACCUGUUCUGGUCAAUAUUUUUAACUAACUGAUAUUUUUUUACAUAUUAUUCAGUAAAAACUUUACUGACUACAAUGCAAACAAAAAUUUAAUGAGUUUCAUGUAAUAAAUCAUUCAUAGCCGUGAGCAUUUAAAGUGCAUUAAAUUAUACCACGAGUUCCAUAGAUUGAAUCCAUACAAUUAAAAGGUUUUCUGUUUGUUAUCUCUUCAUGUGUAUACCGUUGAACCGAUUUAGAUAUUAUUUGGUAAGUAUAACGAUAGUUUUCGUCCCGAGAAAGGACAGCCAGACUGUCCCAGGAUAGGGUGAAAAUUAAUAUGGGAAAACAAUUUUUUGGUAUAAAUAAAGUCGCGCAUAAUACUCUGAUAUGGCAAAUGCCAUUCUUCAGACACAUCGAUUUGCAACUGCAUUCGAAAGUACAGUACCUAACAUAUUAUAACAUGUCUUCCGAAGCAAACAAGUGCUCGAGAUGAUAUAUUUUUGGUCACCUACUAUUGUAGGUAUCUGAUGGCGGACCAUAGCCAAUAUUGCUUAACUUCCACAAUCGUAAUGGAAUCGAAUGUUCUUGUUUGUUCGCAUAAAUGUUCGCUCUCUACAAAUAGUACAUAAAAACUUUAGGCAUCAAAAUUGCAUUAUUGGCGAUCGGUAUAUUUCUUUUUUCACGAAAUAUAGGGUAAACUGUGACCAUGUAAAGGGUAAAAUAAUAUUAAAACCUGGCAGCACUGCCCCACGGCCAUCUUUCUUUUUGCUUCUGACGUUUACUUGCAAGAAACACAAAAUGCAGAACGACGCCGGUGAAUUCGUUGACUUGUACUGCCCGAGGAAAUGCUCGGCCAGCAACCGUCUCAUCCACGCUAAGGACCAUGCUUCAGUGCAGCUCGUCAUAGCCGAUGUCGACCCAGCCACUGGCAGGGCCGCUGAGACCUCCAAGAUCUAUGUGGUGUGCGGAGCCAUCAGACGUAUGGGAGAAUCUGAUGAUUGCAUUGUUCGCCUAACCAAGAAGGAUGGCAUAUUGACUAAGAACUACUGAUGUUCUAGUGUAACAGUUUAUUUUUAAGAAAAAUAAUAAAAAAAUCAUAAAACUGU
Chilo suppressalis (striped riceborer) is the source of this 2461-nucleotide messenger RNA. The record is from the annotation of a GenBank genome assembly. Lineage: Eukaryota; Metazoa; Arthropoda; Insecta; Lepidoptera; Crambidae.